GUCUAGACAUUCACUCCUCUCUCGUCCAUCGCCGAUAGCUCUCGUCCAUCGCCUCUCUCCAGUUUGUGCGUCUUUCAAUUCAUCUCUUUCGAUUGAGAGUAUCCCAGCGGCUAGGUCUGAAUCGCGUCCACCGCCUCCUUCUUUUCCCUAGCUAAAACCUCCGAUCCAGAUUAUUUCUUCCUCAACCCUGCUUAUUCCAUUAAUUGGACUGUUCAACUUUCACAGAGUGACUGAGAAUGGAGUGUGUAGUUCAGGGAAUUAUCGAGACACAACAUGUGGAGGCCCUUGAGAUUCUUCUUCAAGGACUUUGUGGUGUUCAUAAAGAAAGCUUGCGAAUACAUGAAUUAUGCCUCAAAAGCAAGUCAAAUCUAGGGUUAGUGGGUUCAGAAAUUCGUCUCAUUUGUGAUCUUGAGCAACCUGAUCCGAUGUGGACUGUUAGACACGUUGGCGGGGUAAUGAGAGGAUCUGGUGCCGAGCAAAUCUCAGUUCUGGUUAGGACAGUGGCAGAAAGCAGAGUGAGCAAGAACGCGCUCAGAGUCUUUAAUUCGCUGGGAUACAUACUUGACCAUGAGCUAUUGAGAGUUGGCUUUGGGUUCCAUUUCCAAAGAGGGGCACAUAUAACCGUGACCGUGUCAUCUAUAAAUAAGAUGCUGAAACUGCAUGCCACCGAUGAGGCUGUACCUGUAACACCUGGCAUUCAGCUAGUUGAAGUGACAGCACCUGCUUCGGCUGAAAAUUACUCGGACGUUGCUGCUUCUGUAUCUUCAUUCUCCGAAUAUCUUGCACCGCUCCUGCAUUUGUCGAAACCGGGCAGUUCAACAGGGGUGGUUCCUACUGCUGCCGCGGCAGCGGCGUCUCUCAUGUCAGAUGGUGGAGGCACUAAAUUUUAGUGCAUGCGGAUAGGGUACCUUAUCAAGGGUUAUGCAAUGUUUGUCCUUCAUAUAAUUUCGGUGUUUGUGCAUUGUUCUCAUUUUGUAGUCACCCUUUUCGAAAGAAAAAAAGGUACACCAUCCUUCCAAUUGGAAAUUCUCAUAUUUGAGUUUUCUACCCAGAAUACUGAAAUCAAGUAAACUUUGGCUCAUAUG
Cuscuta campestris is the source of this 1085-nucleotide messenger RNA. Lineage: Eukaryota; Viridiplantae; Streptophyta; Magnoliopsida; Solanales; Convolvulaceae. The record is from the annotation of a GenBank genome assembly.